Messenger RNA from Triticum dicoccoides, 2013 nucleotides. RefSeq lists its product as uncharacterized. The transcript has 7 exons. Bases 1 to 1026 code for a protein of 341 amino acids. The record is from RefSeq and is a predicted model, not a curated record. NCBI's taxonomy places the organism in Eukaryota, Viridiplantae, Streptophyta, Magnoliopsida, Poales, Poaceae.
AUGGCCAUACUUUCUGAAUCUGAUAACUCAAGAGGGUCUAGAGAACAUCUCUUCUUAUCGAAGGGGCAAAUCCCGUCUUGGGCAAAAGUGAGAUUUCACGUCGGGUGUCGCCACCUGUGUCUCCGUGAUUUGUUGCUCCUUCCCCAAUUGGUCGACGAGCUAGGGUUCGGUCCUCAUCUCUCACUUCUCUCUCUCCCUUCCCCGUCUCCCCUUCGCUUCCCACUCCCCUGCCGCCGCCGCCGCCUGUUUUCGCAUCCCCAUCUCCCCUCCGCUUCCCACUACCCUGCCGGCGCCGCCACCGUCGCGUCCUCCUCCCCUCCCGCGACACAUCCUCCCCUUCUCGCGUCCCGUCUCGCCGUCACCCCUCUGCCUCCUCCCCUCCCGCCACACAUACGCCCCACCCGUUGGAACACGCGGCUGCGUCAGGAGUGCCUCUACCGGAAGAGCCUCGCGCUCUCGUCGUCGGCGGGCGCGCUCACGCUCUCGGCCUUCGUCGAGCCGCUCGUCAUCUUCCUCAUCCUCGUCGUCAACGCCGCCGUCGGUGUCUGGCAGGAGACCAACGACGAGAAGGCGCUCGAGGCGCUGCGCCAGAUCCAGUCCAGCCACGCCGCCGUGCUGCGCGACGGCGAGUGGGCGUCCGCCCUCCCUCUUGGUCGCCGCCGACAAGGAGGAGCUGGCCCUUGGGGAGGACGAGGAGAUGGUCGCCUCCGGGGAGCAGCAGAAGGAGGAGGAGCACGUGGCGGCGGCGGCGACCAAGAGGGAGGGGCACGCGGCGGCGGCGACCAAGAAGCGAGUGGCGUAGCCGACCAGGCUAGAAACAUGGCGGCGACAAGGAGCCCGAGUGACUCGGCGAGCCGUCCCCGCCGACGAGGCCCGCGGCUGAUGUGGACGCGGCUGCGAGCUCGACGUGAGAACAGCGGCAGGGGAAGAAUUGGCAAUGCUAAAUUGGCGAGAAGAGAGCGAGAGGAAGAUGAUGAGGCGAGAUGGAAAAGGAUUAGAUUCCUUUACUACCUGUUGAUUUUAUAACUGGAUGCUAGGCUUAAAUCAGAGGACAUGGUAGCGGAAGAACAAGAUGUCAUAUUCUGAAUAAUACUGAAGGUACUUUCAGUAAAUGUUCUGCAAAUAAGUGCAUCCAGAACGCCAGGAUGUGUGGGGACAAAAUGUACUCUAUUGCUUCACAUGGGAAUGGCUUCAGUUCCGCUACUGUCACGAGCCUGAGGUUCUGAUCCUACACCUCGGCUGCUCGGCCAGAAGCUAAGUCAUACCAACUUUUGUUAGUUCUUGAGAUUUUUUUGUGGCUUUGGAUUUACAGUCUGCAAAAUGUGUUUAUGCUUUUAUCAUUCCUUCUAGCUCUAACAUACAUAUGUUUUUUUCUAUGAUGUACUACUAAACUAUGCGUGUUAAACAGAGCAUGGUGAUUACUAAUUCCUCAUGAGCUUCUUAAUAUUUGUCUCUGCACCAAGGAGGCAAUAAACAUGAACCAGAUAACUGUAUUUUUUUUCCUGUUUUCACUGUACGCAGUACAUCUCCAUUGUGCUUUAUUUUAUUUGCCAGCUCUGUUGAUAGGAACUUGAAUUGUUGUUUCUGGUCUGCGUAAAUUCAAGUGACUGUUGUACUCCCAAUUCAAUUAGCACGUUUCGGUUUGAUAAAUAUCAUGCAUUGAUCCUUGCAUUUUUUGACAAAUUUAUGUUCAUGACAUCUCCAGUUUACUCCUAUUGUCAUUCUUUGUGCUUCUCAGAUCUGCCAGCUCCAUGGAGACAUGGAACCCCUCAUUGUUUUGUCGGACUAAAUGUGGGUUAUUUGUCGGACCAUAAGCAAACACAUAAAGAUUCCCGUUGUUGUCUUUGUAGUGGAAGGUACCACCUGGUGGUAUGUUGCUAUUUUCAGUUUGCUCUGAAUAAAGGCAUGUAGAGACUUCAGAUUUCAAUUCUUAUCUCUCUGUCGUAAAAAGUAAUGUAUGGUCCUGUGUUUUAUCUCUGGUCAUAUGAAAGCACCGAGCUUGAUUCUGCCUUA